AUGAGCAGCGGCGCAGCGGGGUCGGUAACUGCCAGGCACUUCGAGAGGAUCGUGAGUCACCUUGGGAGCCGCGCUUUGGAUCCUGCACCCCAAGGCAGGGAGUGUGGACCAUUUAUGCAGCGACUGUUGUUGACUGUCGAAGAGACGCGAGUCGAUGGAGUUUUGGACGAUAUCUUUCAGCGCGUCCACGCCAUUUUUGAGCCAUUGGCGCAGAUGAAUGUCGCUACCGUGGACGAUGUCGAGGUGCUGAUAGCUGACGUCGCGUCGAGGGCAAGUUGUUUGGUGCGUGAAGAGGCCUUGCAGCCAUCUGCUUCAACGACAAUGACCUCCUCUGUUUCUCCCUCCUCCACGUCUCCGUCAGAGUCCCUGUCGCGUGUUCAGCAGUCCGUAUGGUGUCGUACUGGACAGUUGUCCUUGCGACUGAUAAGAGAGUCUACUAGUGGGUUUCACUCUGCGUGGAGUAGUGGCAGUAACGGCGAGGUGCAGCAGGUACCGGUGUUGCUGCAGCUAAGACUUCCAUGGAGGCCUGAAGCGAGUGGCGGGCGGGGGCGCCCUGACGCGGGUGACGGAGGCUGUAAUGAUGCUAACAGCUGUGAGGGGGGAGAAUCAUCGAUGGUGUCGGGCUUUACACUGCAGUGGGGAGCCGUCUUGCUUUUUUUGCAGUUUCUCUCAGAUGCGGCUGGCUUGAUGAGGCCCGUGUGUGAUGAAUGCACGGUUUCUCCUUCGGGAGACAGUCAACAUCCGCUACCGCACAUUGUCGCGGAUACUGUCACAGUGAUGAUGGAACGCAAUCACUUCUUAUUACAGCAGGCACGUGACGCGACGAAAAAUGGGAUGGCUGCGGAAGUACUAACUGUCGCGGCGAAUAAUUUUGCGUGGAUUCAGCAGCAUUGUGGUGGGAUAACAAUGGCCAAUGCAUCGGAGGUGACGGAGCUCCUCACGCGGGGCCUCGCGGUCGUUCUGCAAGAUAUCGUCGACGGUUCUGUGGAGGAAAUACGAUGCGUGCUUCUCAUGUACAUUACGCCUUUUGGUGGAAGUAGUGGUAGAGAGCGGCGCGGCAUGACUCACCGUGUUCUAGCCACACGCAUAGCCGCGAGUUGUGGACUUUUUAAUGGACUGGUGCAUGUUCUACCGCGGCGUGAGAUGAUGACGCUCGUGCUGCAGCAGUCGCUGUGGCCUGUUGUUGAGCAACUGCUGGAGGGGGAAAAGCAAGCUGGCAUUGAGCGGGGCGGUAUCACGACAGACGUUUUAAGGAGGGUAGGUGAUAUGUUUCUGCCCACUGAGGCAUUGCUGAAGCAUGCUGGUGUGCCACACACUGAGACUGGCUUCGGUGGAGACGGCAGCGAUACCACGCUGCCGCAGCGGCUUUGGGAGGCGUUGCAGGUUCUGGAAGCGGAGGAGGCCUUUGGAGCCGUGCUUUGCGAGCAAAGCCCUCCAUUCCGCACACUCCGCCGCCUUCUCCCUGUAAUGACUUCCUGA
Trypanosoma rangeli is the source of this 1479-nucleotide messenger RNA. Its product is annotated as putative ankyrin repeat protein. The transcript has a single exon. The record is from RefSeq and is a predicted model, not a curated record. Lineage: Eukaryota; Euglenozoa; Kinetoplastea; Trypanosomatida; Trypanosomatidae. Bases 1 to 1479 code for a protein of 492 amino acids.